Messenger RNA from Papilio xuthus (Asian swallowtail), 6139 nucleotides. RefSeq names its product Rab3 interacting molecule (gene Rim). Gene Ontology annotation, molecular function: transmembrane transporter binding; small GTPase binding. The coding region runs from base 396 to 6023 and encodes 1875 amino acids. The record is from RefSeq and is a predicted model, not a curated record. The transcript is spliced from 22 exons. Gene Ontology annotation, cellular component: cytoskeleton of presynaptic active zone; presynaptic membrane. Gene Ontology annotation, biological process: calcium ion-regulated exocytosis of neurotransmitter; intracellular protein transport; regulation of synaptic plasticity. NCBI's taxonomy places the organism in Eukaryota, Metazoa, Arthropoda, Insecta, Lepidoptera, Papilionidae.
AUUUUUUUGGCAAUUCGGAGGUCCGCCCCAUGUAUAUAUAUGAAGAGAUAUGUUUAACUUGAGGAUACAAAGAACGACCGAGGAGCAUUUAUUUUUUGUUUACGCCUACGUCAGGUGUCAGAAUGAAAAAUAUAUAAAUAGCGAUUGUCCCCACAUGCAUGCGCAGUGAUUAAAGUUGGGAAAGGGCAUGCGGCUACGGACUGCCAAGGCGGGCGGCGACGGCGGCGGGGGUGGCGAUCGAUAGGGAAGCUGACGUCAGUGAGGGCCCGCGCGCCAUUGGCCCCGCCGGCACUACCGAGCGAACGUCCGUACGGAGUGGCGCGGAGAGCGUCGCGCCGCGGGCACAGCACCGCAGCACGCGGCGGCCGCGCACCGCCGGCCCCGCGGUCCGCGCCAUGGCCGACAUGCCGGACCUCUCGCACCUCACGCCCGAGGAGCGCGCCAUCAUCGAGGGCGUCAUGAUGCGCCAGAGGCAGGAGGAGCAGCGCGAACACGAGAUUAUGAGACGAAAGCAGGAUGAGGUAGCAGUGCUGGAGCAGACAAUACGCACGAGGAAUGAGAUGCAGCGCGCGGCAGGCGUGGAGCUGGCGGCCACCUGCCACAUCUGCCUCAAGACCAAGUUCGCGGAUGGCGUCGGCCACUCCUGUCACUACUGCCGGGUGCGCUGUUGCGCGCGUUGCGGUGGGAAGGUUACCCUGCGCUCUAAUAAGGUUAUUUGGGUGUGUAUAUUAUGUCGUAAAAAACAAGAAUUAUUAUCAAAAACUGGUCAAUGGAUACAUAAGAGUGCUGGCCAAGACUCGAUGAUGUGGCGGAUGGAGUCCGAUCUGCGCGGACUGCCGCCGACGGGCGAGGUCGCGCUCGACAAGCGGCCCAAACUGGAGCGCGCGCACAGCGCCGCCGAGAAGGAAAAUCACCCGCUGCAGAGAUCCGGUAGCGCGCUGCGCCGCCAGUACAGCCAGCAGGAGCCGCGCUGCUACGGCGAGCUGGAGGGACUGGCGCGCACGCACCCACACCUCGUGCACCCGCGGCAGAAGGCCGCGUACGGCGUUGAUGACUCUGCUCCUCUGCCGCCCAGCGCGCUUGCGCCCGCGUCCGCGCACCUCAUGCCGCACCCUUUGACGCACCCCCCGCUGCCGCCUCGCUCUUCUUCCUCCGACGACGAGGUGCCCGAAUGCAUCUCCGACGAAAACGACGAGUACCGCGACCGUGGACAAGUGGAGGCGUGCGCGUCGUUGCGGCACCCGCACCUGCGCAGCACAAGCGUCGCCGCCAACAAUUAUUAUAAUUUGACUAAUCAUUCGUCGGCCUCCUACGCCCCGGAGGCGCAGGGGCUGUUCGAUGGACGUGCGCCUGCCGGGGGCCGCAGCUUCGACUCGGUGACGGAGUGUCGGUGGCGCGCACGCGACGACCUCGAAAACUCGUAUCUGCGCCCCUACGGGCCGGACGAGGGCCCGCGCCCCGACCGCGCCGUUUAUAAGAGUGCCUAUCUGUGGGAGGACUCCUCCGAUAAUAGACGUUUCACUGAGAGGAGAAAAAAGACGGUGCGUUUUGACGGUCACGAGGGCGCGGCGACUUUCCCGCGCGGUGGGCGCGACGCUUCCGGCGCGCCGCAUGACUGGGCCUCCCUGCGCUGGGAAGCCGAGCGACAGACCAGCCAGGACUCCGCCACCAAAGACUCGGGCAUCGAUACCUCUAGCACUUUCACCUCCAGCGAAGAUUCCAAUAGAGGCGAUUGCCCAAAGUUCCCGCUGAACUGGCAAGUAUCAAUGGAUGGGACGCGCAUGAUCGGACACAUGGUACUGCGCAAGAGUGUGGUGGAGGGCAGUUCGCACUCCUCCGCCGCCAUCCUGGGUCUCAAGGUGGUGGGAGGCAAGAUCCUGCCCGACGGCACCCGCGGCGCCGUCGUCGAAAAGGUCAAGAAAGGCUCCAUUGCUGAUAUAGAAGGACAGCUUAAGAUAGGUGACGAGGUACUUCAGUGGAACGGCGUGCCGCUACAGGGGCGCAGCGCAGAAGAGGUGGCUGCCGUGGUGGCCAACAGCAAACAUGACUCGCACGUCGAGUUGGUCGUGACGCGGCCUUUUUCCGCUGCACGUACGCCCUCGCAGCCCUGGAGGACGCAUAAAGAAGUAUACACGGAAGUGAUGGGUGGCUGUGAGAAGCCGAGCGUACUAGUGACGUCACCAGGCUCACCCGACCUCCACUCGCGCCGCCGCUCCGGAAGACACAACUACACCGCCAACGUCGCCGGACGCAUACAGUUGAAAGUGUACUUCGACAUCACGGCGCUCCAGCUGCUGGUGACGGUGGUGUCAGCAAGCGGACUGACGCCGCGGCCGGACGGCUCGCCGCGCUGUCCCUACGCCAAGAUAUUCCUGCUGCCCGACAAGAGCGAGAAGAGCAAACGUCGCACCAAGACCCUCGCAAACACGCUCGAACCGCGCUGGAAUCAGACCUUCGUCUACUGCGGUAUAAGGAUAGCGGAUAUUAAAAAGAGGGCCUUAGAGGUGACCGUUUGGGAUCUCAAUCGAUAUGGUCCCAACGACUUCCUCGGGGAAGUCCUUUUGGACUUGGACAGUGUUCUUAUGAAUCACGAACCUAACUGGUAUUUACUGAAGACUCACGAGGACAUCGGAUUCAGCCGCUAUCGCGAUGAGGACGGCGAGGGCGAGCACCUGUCACCGCCGUCGACGUCAACGUCGCGGUUGUCAGACUCAGACACGCCCAGCGAGUGCGAACUGCGCCGCCAUCACUCGCUCUCCAGCCUUGCCUCCAGCUCCAGCCCACCGCCUCCGCAUGAUAUCGAAGGCACGCGAUGCAGUCGCCGCGACAUGUCACCCGCGGGCAGGGUGCGCACCGCCGGCAUGGCCAAAGAUCGAGGCGGCGGGUACAGCGUGGCGCGGUCCCAGUCGGCGGCGGGCGCACGCAGCAAGUCACCGCGCCGCUCACUGUCGCCGCCUAGCGAACGCGAACGCGAGCGCGACAUCGGCUGGCGCUACACAGUGUGCGAGGAGCGCGGUGAGCGGGCCGGGGAGAGGGGCGACGGCUCGCGUCUGCCCACGCACGCGUACGCACCGCGCUUUCAAUCGCGUUCUGCCACCGCCACGCCCACCACCAGCCCCAAGAAAAGACAACUGCCGCAAAUACCGCAUCAGCCAAGCAACGGUCGGACGGCGCGGGCGCAGGUGUCGGCCGACCUGGAGGAACGUAAGUGGAUCGCCCCGCAUCACAUUGGCGCCACACUCACCUACCGCAGCACGCCGCAAGGGUGGGAGCGGCAUUACGCGGGCCUGUCGGACUCUGAGCUGGCGGCGCGAGGAGGCGGCGGCGGCGGGGGCGCGGGCGGUGGCUGGGCACCGCGCCGCAGACUCUCGCCCGACGCCGCCGCCGGGGACUCGGACCUCGAGUCCGUUGCCUCGGUCACUUCUAGUGCCUUCAGCACACAGUCCGAGCGGCCACGACCCACUCGUAUGCUCAGCCGAAAACGAGCCAUUUCACAUCACAGUAAUUUGAUUUCAUACAAUGCUCCCAUUUCCAGCUUUCAUUAUGAUAGUCAAGAUCCUAAUUGUUUAUAUUCAAGUUAUGCCCUAGACACCACAGACGAGCUUUCGGCGAGUCGGCGUUUUCCCGCGCCACUUGAAACAGAUCUGAUCCCAACACAUUAUGCAUUCCCCACGCUCCGACUUCGACGCAUAUUAUGCCGCAGUCGCUCUGUGGGUCCCAACAAGGAAUAUUCCCAUAGGUUUCCGUUCGAAAGAAGCUCGAGCUGUCCCGAACGUUCAAACCCGCCCCGUCCAUAUAAAACCUCCAAAAAUACAAGAACCCACGAUUAUCUACCAACUGUCGCAAUUCACCAAAAACCAAUCAUGUACGCAGAUGAAAAAUGCGACUUACCGAAAGCACGUGUACGCUUCGAUCAGUCAUUAAAAUUAGAACCUUACGAUAAAACUCAUAAUGAUUAUGGCAGUCGGGUUCCAGAAAAUUACAGGACUUACGACUAUCAGCAUUUGGAGGUGCCUAAAUAUUUAAACCAUAGAAAAAGUCUAGAUUUAAAUUUCAUUAAUAAAGUUCAUGAACCAAGAGUUCAUUUCUCAACUCUAAGUGAUGAUAUGGACGCGUACAAUCUAAAUGCAAAUCUUGCGUUCAGUGUCAACCUGGAUGAAACUCAAUACGAUGAGCCAAUAUCACAAUAUUACGGCUACGAGAGUGACGGUAGCAUAGCCGAAACCACCAUCCAUGUUAACGUAGAAAAGCAAAGUAAAUUCAAUAUUGAUCCUCGCAACAUAAACGAUACUCGAACGAUUGACAUAAAAACACCUGAAUCUCCCUCCACUAUUGACUUUCUUGAUUUGUUACCUUAUAAUAAUAGAAAGAUGUUACUGUCGCUUAAUCUCAGAUCAAAUUAUGAUAACUUUAGAUACAAUAAUUUGUCUGAUGAAUUUCCUUUGCCUCAAAAUAACAAAACACGAACUUCUGUAGCUCCAGGAACUCCAUUGGAAUAUAGAAGAAAUAUAAUUCCUAAGAAAAAUCGUAACCUUCAGCGAAGACAUACUAUUUCUUAUUCAAAUAAUUCUUUGACUUCGGAAGAAAUUAGUGAUGCAUAUGGCAAAAUGUCUGCUCCCUCAUUAUAUAAUAAAUACGACGCAAAAAAAUAUGAAACAAGAGAAUAUGAUAGAGGUAUACUGAAAAGAAAGUAUAACAUAAAUAACAUUACUAAAAUUCCAUUUGUAAAAGAAUUUCCUUUACCAACAUCUCCCAGUUCUCCCUUCUGUACAUAUCCUCCAUCAAUAAGGCCAACAUCAUCAAUUAUCAAAACUGCUCGUUCCCGUUCCUUAGAUUCUGAAGAACAUUUAGAUAGAAAUUUCAGUACGGUAGCUAAUUCAAAGUGUAUUGCUCUUUCCACCUCGAAUGUCGGCUCGCCCCGCCGCGCGCACAUUACCGCCACCGCGCAUUUGCCGCUCGAUGACAUGAACCACGAUCACGACGAUACCAAUGAAAAAAACAACCACCGCUCCUCUCUACGGAACAACCGCUGCGAAAAAUACGAUGAGACCGGGCAAACUGCAAACAAUCAACAUCAAAAUGGAAAAAAUAAUACGAACAACAGUAACGAUUAUGGAGGUCGUGAAAAUGGUCGACAUCAUACACAGCCGCAACCGCUGGAGAGGCGCGAGUCUCGCCGCGGUCAAUUUACCAGAAGUUUGAGCAACACCGACGCUCCCGACGAGAAAGCAGAUGGCAGCUUGAGCGACACAGCAAUAGGAGGCAACAACGAGAUGGAACCGACCAGCGAUGACGCCUUGCUAAAAGCUGAACCCAGAGAUUACUUCGGACCCGGCAUGGGAAAGAAGAGUAACUCAACGUCGCAAUUAUCCGCUACAGGACGAAAAAGAAGGUUAGGUUUUGGUAAACGGGGGAAAAAUUCGUUUACUGUUCAACGAAGCGAGGAGGUGGUGCCCGGGGAGAUGCGAGGCGGGGCGGGGGUGUCGCGAGCCUCCUCCGCCUCCAGCGAGAACGAUGACGGCAGAUGGUCCCCUGGGAUGCGAGGGUCUGGGUCAUCGGACGGAGGUGGGCUGUCGGACUUUAUCGACGGCCUUGGCCCAGGCCAGCUGGUGGGUCGGCAGUUACUCGGCGCGCCAACGCUAGGAGACGUCCAGCUCUCCAUGUGCUACCAGAAAGGAUUCUUAGAGGUUGAGGUGAUCCGCGCACGAGGGUUGCAGGCGCGGCAAGGCAGCCGCACGCUACCGGCGCCCUAUGUCAAGGUGUACCUGGUGAGCGGCAAGAAAUGCAUCGCCAAAGCAAAGACCAGCACCGCGAGACGCACGCUCGACCCACUCUACCAACAGACUCUCACCUUCAGGGAAAACUUUAAAGGAUGCAUUCUACAGGUCACAGUGUGGGGCGACUACGGUCGCAUCGAAGGCAAGAAAGUGUUCAUGGGCGUCGCGCAGAUAAUGCUAGACGACCUCAACCUUUCCAACAUCGUCAUUGGAUGGUACAAACUUUUCGGAACUACUUCUUUGUAACUAUCAGUUGGACGAAGACUCGUUCAAACGUCAUGUAUAUCAAAUACAAUAAAAAUUAAACUUGUCCAUAUUUUAAAUCUAGUGGUACUGCUUUAAUAUCAUAAUAAAAUGCAAAA